GUUUACAUGUAUCUUAUAGGUUCGGUUUUAUAGAAAGUAGAAAGUAGAAACCACAGUAAAAUUUUGUCAGCAUGGUUUUGGUGUAAAUAUAUAACGUAAUGUGUUUACCAAAGACUUCAGAAGUGCUGAAACUGUACAGAAGCCUGUUACGUUACGGCCAAACUCUUCAGUUCACCGACAAAAACUACUUCAAGAAUCGAGUAACGAGCGAAUUUAAAAGGAACAAAGUUCUGUCCGAUGAAAAAGGCAUCAAAUUUUAUUAUGAGAGAGGUCAAGCGGUCUUAAGCCAGAAGAGGAUACUAUAGAACGAUGAUAGCUUUAAGAUGGUUACGCUAUUUUAGCACUAGCAGUGGUCUAAAUA
Cimex lectularius (bed bug) is the source of this 361-nucleotide messenger RNA. RefSeq names its product MIEF1 upstream open reading frame protein. The record is from RefSeq and is a predicted model, not a curated record. The coding region runs from base 99 to 305 and encodes 68 amino acids. Lineage: Eukaryota; Metazoa; Arthropoda; Insecta; Hemiptera; Cimicidae. The transcript has 3 exons.